CCCCCGUCCCACGUGGUUGGAGGUUUCCAGAAGCGCUGCCACUGCCGCUCCGCGCAGCUCCCGUGCGCCUGGGUGCUUUUAUUUGCUUCCUCGUACGCCCUCCGUCUCGUCGCCAUGAUAAGUGCCAGCCGAGCCGCAGCAGCUCGCCUUGUAGGCGCCGCAGCCUCCCGGGGCCCCGCGGCCGCCCGCCACCAGGAUGGCUGGAAUGGCUUUAGUCAUGAGGCGUUCAGAAUCGUUUCAAGGCGGGAUUAUGCAUCAGAAGCAAUUAAGGGUGCAGUUGUUGGAAUUGAUCUGGGUACUACAAACUCCUGUGUUGCAGUUAUGGAAGGUAAACAAGCAAAGGUGCUGGAGAAUGCCGAAGGUGCCAGGACCACCCCUUCCGUUGUGGCCUUUACUGCAGAUGGUGAGCGUCUUGUUGGCAUGCCAGCCAAGCGACAGGCUGUCACUAACCCGAACAAUACAUUUUAUGCCACCAAACGUCUUAUUGGCCGGCGCUAUGAUGACCCUGAAGUACAGAAAGACAUUAAAAAUGUUCCAUUUAAAAUAGUCCGUGCCUCCAAUGGCGAUGCCUGGGUUGAGGCUCAUGGGAAGCUCUAUUCUCCAAGUCAAAUAGGAGCAUUUGUGUUGAUGAAGAUGAAGGAGACGGCAGAAAACUACUUGGGACAUGCGGCAAAGAAUGCUGUAAUCACAGUCCCAGCUUAUUUCAAUGACUCACAGAGACAGGCUACUAAGGAUGCUGGUCAGAUAUCUGGCCUAAAUGUACUUCGGGUGAUUAAUGAACCCACAGCUGCUGCUCUGGCCUACGGUCUAGACAAAUCUGAAGAUAAAAUCAUUGCUGUGUAUGAUUUAGGUGGUGGAACUUUUGAUAUUUCCAUCCUGGAAAUUCAGAAAGGAGUAUUUGAAGUGAAAUCCACAAAUGGGGACACUUUCUUAGGUGGUGAAGACUUUGACCAGGCCUUGUUACGACACAUUGUGAAGGAGUUCAAGAGGGAGACAGGAGUUGAUUUGACCAAAGACAACAUGGCACUGCAGAGAGUGAGAGAAGCUGCUGAGAAAGCCAAAUGUGAGCUCUCCUCAUCUGUGCAGACCGACAUCAACUUGCCAUAUCUUACAAUGGAUGCUUCCGGACCCAAGCAUUUGAACAUGAAGUUGACCCGGGCUCAAUUUGAGGGAAUUGUUGCAGAUCUGAUCAAGAGGACUAUGGCUCCAUGCCAGAAAGCUAUGCAAGAUGCAGAAGUUAGCAAGAGUGACAUAGGAGAAGUGAUUCUUGUUGGUGGCAUGACUAGGAUGCCCAAGGUCCAGCAGACUGUGCAGGAUCUUUUUGGCCGAGCCCCAAGUAAAGCUGUCAAUCCUGAUGAAGCUGUGGCUAUUGGAGCUGCUAUUCAAGGAGGCGUAUUGGCUGGUGAUGUCACAGAUGUGCUGCUCCUGGAUGUCACUCCCCUGUCUCUGGGUAUUGAGACUCUAGGAGGUGUCUUCACCAAGCUUAUUAACAGGAACACCACUAUUCCAACCAAAAAGAGCCAGGUGUUUUCUACUGCUGCUGAUGGGCAGACUCAAGUCGAGAUUAAAGUAUGUCAAGGGGAGAGAGAGAUGGCUGGAGAUAACAAACUUCUUGGACAGUUCACUUUGAUUGGAAUUCCUCCAGCACCUCGAGGAGUCCCUCAGAUUGAAGUUACAUUUGAUAUUGAUGCCAAUGGGAUUGUACAUGUUUCUGCUAAAGAUAAGGGCACAGGACGUGAGCAGCAGAUUGUAAUCCAGUCUUCAGGUGGAUUAAGCAAAGAUGACAUUGAAAAUAUGGUUAAAAAUGCAGAAAAGUAUGCUGAGGAAGACCGGCGAAAGAAGGAACGGGUUGAAGCAGUUAAUAUGGCUGAAGGAAUCAUUCAUGACACAGAAACCAAGAUGGAAGAAUUCAAGGACCAGUUGCCUGCUGAUGAGUGCAACAAGCUAAAAGAAGAGAUUUCCAAAAUGAGGGAGCUCCUGGCUCGAAAAGACAGCGAAACAGGAGAAAACAUUAGGCAGGCAGCAUCUUCCCUUCAGCAGGCAUCAUUGAAGCUCUUCGAAAUGGCAUACAAAAAGAUGGCAUCCGAGCGAGAAGGCUCUGGGAGUUCUGGCACUGGGGAACAAAAGGAGGAUCAAAAGGAGGAGAAGCAGUAGUAACAGCAGUAAAUUUUGAAGCUGAAAAGAUGGCAUAUGAUGAAGCUUGGGAUUGAAGGGACUUCCUGAGCAGAAAUGAGCAAACUUCAGUCUUUUUACUGUGUUUUUGCAGUAUUCUAUAUAUAAUUUCUUUAAUAUAUAAAUUUAGUGACCGUUAUUAGCAAAUGAUCGUUUAAUGGGUGAUAAUUGCAACAGUAUAGCAUUCACUGUGUUUUGUCCUGGCCUGUCACCAUUUUUUAGCUGCAUGUAAGAGAGGGCAGUACAAUUUAUUGAUAACUAUAAAGACUUAACAUGGCUUUGUGUGUUCAAGGGGUGAAACCAUCUCACACACAACAAUAAAGAUAGUCAGCCAAAGAUCUAGAACAAGACUGGGGAUGAGAUCUUUUUAUGUUAGAAGUACUGCUAUACCGAAUCUGUGUAAAUGGGGUCCUUUAACUGAGGCCUUACUAGGCAAGCCAGUAGCUGUGCCGUGUUUGUAAGUGGGUGGGACAGAAGAAUGGAAAACUAAGCUAGCUACUUAAAUAGCAUCUAAAACAAGGUAGUAAUGAGGCUCCCUAAAUUUCCCUAAGGCAUACUUUUCUAGCUACCUAUGGGUCUGUGUCCUGCCACCUCCAUCCCUGAGGUUGUUCUUUGGAUCCAACUUUUUUUUUUUUUUU
This is a messenger RNA of Oryctolagus cuniculus (rabbit), 2810 nucleotides long. RefSeq names its product heat shock protein family A (Hsp70) member 9 (gene HSPA9). The record is from RefSeq and is a predicted model, not a curated record. Gene Ontology annotation, biological process: protein folding. Lineage: Eukaryota; Metazoa; Chordata; Mammalia; Lagomorpha; Leporidae. Gene Ontology annotation, molecular function: ATP-dependent protein folding chaperone; ATP binding.